Messenger RNA from Athalia rosae (coleseed sawfly), 7159 nucleotides. Its product is annotated as lateral signaling target protein 2 homolog. The coding region runs from base 215 to 4231 and encodes 1338 amino acids. NCBI's taxonomy places the organism in Eukaryota, Metazoa, Arthropoda, Insecta, Hymenoptera, Athaliidae. Gene Ontology annotation, cellular component: early endosome membrane. The transcript is spliced from 5 exons. The record is from RefSeq and is a predicted model, not a curated record. Gene Ontology annotation, molecular function: metal ion binding.
GUCAGUUUUUCAAUCAUGUUUUCACAAGUGAUUAUUUAGAUUUGUGCAAUCGACGCAUCCGCGCGUGCAUUUCGCCUGGUCGUCGUUGAAUUUUUUAUAUUUUCGGUGUUACAAUAGGGCGCAAUCCGACGCCAAUUUCGUGACCGAUAUGUUGUGCUACUCGUAACGCUACAAGAACCCUGCGGUGCGCCGUUCGUUUACAAGGAUUUUUAUCAUGGAGUCCAUAAGAAAAUGGUUCUACAGGCCUAAGAGAGACGAUACGUCGCUGCUCGCACAGUUUUUUUACGCGGAUGAAUCUCUGAACGCGGUUGCCUGUGAAUUGGACUCGUUCGACGGUCGUCAAGAGCCUGAUAGAUGUACGACGCUUGUAAAUCAGCUGCGACACUGUCAGGACAAAGUUUUGACGAUAUGCAAUCAGAUCAUGGAUGAACUUAUCCCCGAGCACAGAGCUAACCGAGAUUUUAGAGUGAAAUUUCCCGACGACGUGAUGCAGGAGAAUUUAGCUGGACAACUUUGGUUUGGCGCCGAAUGUUUGGCAGCUGGUUCGUCGAUCAUCAACAGGGAAGCCGAAAGCUCCGCCAUGAGACCGCUGGCCAAGGCUUUGACCAAGUCUUUGGAAAUUGUCAGAAACUUGCUAAGAGAUCACGCUCUCAAAGGUCAAAUGAACCUCAAGGUAAUUCGAUCGCAUUCUAUCGUACGGGACGCGCCUCCUCUAAACACUUCCUCUUAUUUUCUACAGGCUCAAAACCCCUUGGAGCCGUCGUUGGAGAAACUAAUCGAGUCGUUGAAAAUAUUCGAUCGUUUGUUUGCCGAUUUUGAGUUGUGUUAUGUCGGGGCAAUGGUUCCGGUGAAGUCGACGAAGGAAUACGAACAGCAGGAAUUGGUGUGUGUAUUAUUUUCGGAAACGCUUCAAAGAGCCUUGGAACGAGGACUGCUCGGUCAAGCUGACGUAGACAACUACGAACCAGCUCUGAUGUUCACGAUACCACGUUUAGCAAUUGUUUCUGGGUUAUUAGCGCUUCCCGGUGGUCCUCUGUGCUUGAAUUCCGCUGAUACACUCAGCGAAAUGUUCAGACCAUUCAGAACCUUGCUUCUGAAAAUAAGAGAGAUACUGUGGACGUUGAACAAUCGUGAACUCUACAUGCUGGAGAAACUUCUUUGUUCCAACGAAGAACCUUCGGCGCCUAAUAAUAUUACGCAAACAACAAAAUCAAACUGUCAAGAAUUUCCCGACCUCGAAGAAUUUGUACAUAAUUUUUAUACCGGAUAUCCAAAUUGUAAAGAAUUUAUCGUUGAUUUUUAUACCGUCACUAAAAACACUGGGAACAAUAUGGACGAGGUGGCGAAUGACGCGGUUCAAAUACUGGACGAAGACUGUAAUAAACGAACGGAGGAUUCACGUAAGAUUAGUAACGGUGCGUUAAAAAGUGCAGAUUAUAGAUCUCAGAAUGACAGUAGAAGUAAUAAAAAGUGUAAUAGAAAUAGGACAAUAAUAAAUACGAGGCAGGAUGACUUAAUACCGUCGAAUGACGGUGCGGACGAACACCAUUGCGUCGCUGAUGGGAAUUCGUUAAUAGAAGAGAGGGCGAUAAUUCAUAGUCAGAAUGGGUACUCGCGCGUCGAGGAAAGGGAAAGUAGUAGUAGUAGUAGUAGAACGUGUUGUGAACAUUUCAGGGAAGCGAAUAUUCGAGCAGACAGCAGUUUUCACGGCGGGACAACAUCGGACUUCAAUGAAUUUUCUAACGAUUCAGUUCCUAGGCAAGAAGACUUAAUUUACACCGAAGUUGUAAACAACCCGGACCAGAAUCAGUCUAGAAGCGCUGUGAGUUUAACUGUAGAAAGUCAGGGGAGUUCGAACGGCGGCGUUUCUCAAUCUACCAACAGUAAUUUCCGAGAAGAAAGUCGACCGAACGGCUCGAACGCUGACGAAACCAGCUAUCUAAACCCUGACAUAUCACAGAUUUUGGAAGCAUCCGACAAUAUCGAAAUUUCGCAAACUCAAUAUCUACUUAACCAGGUUUCUCACGAGAAUAACGUUACCGGCGAAGGAAUUCACAUACAAAAUUCCCUCCCUGAUAUCGAUUCGAAAAAAUUAUUAUCCGAAACUAAUAAGACAUUGUCCAGUUUAUUGUCGGACGGAGAAUGUCAAAACGAAAUAUCCGAACAAACUGAUUCGGGUAUAUGCACUGUGAUAUCUUCUGAAAACACCAGUCUUUACGACAAAAGUCCCGAAGAGAAAAAAACAUUUCCAAAUGAAAUCGAACAGACUGCUCAGCAUCACCAAACUUGCGACGAGGAUGAAGAUAACGAAGAGAAUACCAGUUAUUCUUGUUCGAAAAUCAACUCGCCGAAACGAAAGAACUCCAAUAUAUCGGAGAAUUCCUGCGUUUGUAGUUUGAGGAGUUCAAAAACUGUAACUUCGCUCGAUAGUUCGAUAGAAGUUCACGCUUUGGGUUCCAGUGGCUUGGAUACGACUAAAAACAUUCCGAAAAUAUCAUCUAAUUUCGACGGCACGAACGAGGAGUUCGUCGGAUUAGCUUACGGGAACGGUCAGAUCUCUGUUUGCGAAUCGAAUCAGACAAGUUUUCAAAUAAAUUAUUCCGAGAAUUGGGAGAAUUUAAACUUAAACAUAGACCCUUCCACGUCCAGAAAAGAAUUCUGGAGCGAUUUGAAGUGCGAAAAUUGUCCGUCGACGUCACAGAAGAUCGACACUAUCGGUAACAAGAUUGAAAAAUACGCUCAGGACAAAAUAGCCAUUAAAAAGUUGAAAGAAGACAAACAGAGGCGGAGAUAUCUCAGAAAAUAUGAAAGACGAGGCAACAGAAAGGAGCACGAUGAAGUUGAGAAGGUUGCACGUAGUAGCGUUCAAAAUUUACAAGUACCAACAAGUACGGAAAGUUCAAGAUCUAAUUCCACCGACCGUAGCAUGAAUCCUCGACUGGCAACGUUCGGAGCAACUUUACAUCCGAGUCAAAAUACGCGGCAAAUGCCCAAUUUCGGUAGCCAUAGCCCGCACAUGAGCCCGCGUUUACAUCACUUUGAAACAAGAGGAACCCAGAGUAGUCAAUACACGGCAACGUCGGUUCAAAAAUUUCACCGAAACUCGUCCAUUCAAAACCGAAAACUUUUGGAUCACAGAAGAUCGAGAUCAGAACAGUUGGCCAGAAUGAGAAGAAGAGAUUCUGUGAAACGUGAUAAGCAUGAACAUAAAAUGGGAAUGGGAUCCGAGCAUGUUGGUAAUAUUAAAAAGAAAAUGGGCUUGAGAGGAGCAACGACCUUAAUUAACGAUGGUUUGGGUCGUAGAACGGAUAAAAGUGGCUUAGCAACGGAACCCGCGGCGGCGGAAACAUCAUCUGAAAACGUUCAAUAUCAAGCACAAAGUUCAAGGGGAAUUUUUUCCACGAGUGUAAAUUCACGAAGAGCACCGCCGAUGAGGCUUGUAGAUCCCGCGGUCAUUGCAAGGGCGCGUUCAAAUAGUUUGGAAAAAGUUCUGGUACAGAGGAAGGACAGGGCUUCUGGUUCAAGCUGCUCGAGUUGCUACGACUCAAGUUCGGAAACGAGCGAAUUUCAAAGCGACUGUCAGGACGACGAGGAAAUCGCUCUGGCCAUGCAAGCUGCUGAAAUCGCCAACAGAAACCAAAUUAGAGCAAAGUUCAGGUCUUCUGAGGAUCUAGUUCACCGACUGUUCGUCUGCAUAGCGGGAGUUGCCGAUCAAUUGCAGACUAAUUUCGCGUCGGAUUUACGAAACAUUUUGAAGUGCGUAUUCCUGAUGAACAGUAGUCAGACUCCGGACGAGAUAGAACCCGAAAAAUCCGAAAGCAUCGAUUCCUCUACUCAAUCUGAGAUCGCGCAAAUCGAGUCUGAAGAAAGAACAAAUGACAACAAUCCAGAUGCGGAAGUUCGCGACGAUCGUAAUGAACUGGACGAAGUAACGCCCACAAAUGAACGAAUAUCGCCUGUGACGGAAUGUGGAGAAGAAUGCGUGGAACGAGCACCAGCUUGGAUUCCAGAUCAAGAUGCCCCAAGAUGUAUGGCCUGUCACUCCCCUUUUACCGUAGUAAGACGAAGACAUCAUUGCAGAAAUUGUGGUAAAGUAUUUUGCGGUAGAUGUAGUAACAACAACGUACCAUUACCGCGUUACGGUCACACAAAACCAGUUAGAGUUUGUAAUCGUUGUUUUCUCUAUCAAGUUACGCCCUUUACAGUCUCCCAGGUUACGGUUACGAGUUGAAUUUUUAUUGCCUUAACGAAAAAAAAUCAUCGUAAUAAUGAAUAACUAAAAAUUCAAUGCAAUCAUUAGUGGACGACGUCUGUAUUUAUUAAAUACACUAUACGAUAAUAUAAUGUCUAAAUUUUGGCUGCAAUCGUUGAAUUUAGAAAACGUAUGCGAAUGCUUUCCUUCGGAGUAACAGACUGCUUAAAAAAUAUUCCAAAAAACAAACAAACAAAAAGAGAAAUAUGUAUACAUAAAUAAAUAUAUCGAAUAAACAAACGAAAGCAAAUAAGAAUUGAUCCCUCUAGCAACUUCCAUUAUUUUAACACGGUUUCAUCACGGACUUUUCAAAGUCUUAUCAUAUUGGCACAGAGGGAUAUUUUUAUUUUGCAGUUUCUACUGCUCAAAAAUAAGCAAUUCUAAAGACAAGGUAUGCCUCGAAUAAUGAUAUAUGUAUGUAUGCGGAUCCCGUUUGAUACGACCGACGCACAGAAAAAAACAACACACUAAUCAGAUUUCAAUAGUGGCGAUAUAAAUAACAAAUUAUGAAUAGUUCAAAAAUUUACGUAAAACGAGCGAUGAAUAUAAAUUCUGUAUAAAUUGAAGAAACAUUUGAUUCAUUUGAUUUUAGUCUAGUUUAUUCCUUUUUAUAAACGUCUGAGGUGAUAUUGUUAGUUUUAUUUUACGAUUAGCACAUCUUUUUUUAAGCUAAAUAUAGCGAUAACGAUAGACUUGAUAAUUUUUACAUAAUUGUUAAAUUAGCCGGUGAUGAAACAAGAAUAAAAUUGCUGAGUGUUCAUCAUUAUUUCCGUACAUGAUAGUGAUUUAGAUGUAACGUCAACGUCAGAAUUGUGAAAAAAUUUGAUAAUUGAUGAAUGCUACCGAUUUCAGGCGCAAUGAAACGAAAUGAAAAGAAAUAAAAAAGAACUGCAACUCAUAAACAUCACUAUUAUACAACGCUGCAAUUAUAUUUAUGCAGAUUUUUUAGCAAAUUCUCUAUGUGUAGAUUGCAAAUCACAAACUAACAAUUUAUGAUAGGUUACAUAUUUCAGACUUGUUAAUAAUGCGGUCGAAAAAUGAUUGAAUUUUAUUGUCGUCAUUAUUUGACAGGCGGUUAAUUAUUCAAUUCGACAUAGUUUUUUUAUUUUAGUAAAUAUCGUUGUGUGACGUCGCGGUUUACCUGUAAAUAUUUUUGAUCAUAAAACAUACUAUUAGUAUAAAUUGGAAAUACACAAGUUGACGAACACGUGAGAAUUCGAAAAGACUGUUUUGAUCGAAUGUUAAAGUAUUAAAUAGAACGGAUUUGAAUGACCUGAUAAUAUAAUCUGAUAUCUAACUAAAAAAAAAGAACAUGAUAUAAAUCUCUAAUAAAUAAUUCCAUUUUGCAUCACAUUUCUGCGUACAAUAUCGAAUUACCGCGCUCCAAUUAAUCCGUUUAAUAAAAAGAUACUAUACGACGAAACGAAAAUAACCACUGAAAUUAAUCAAUUAUUAUUAUAAUUUUUUUUUUUAUAUAACUGACGAGCAAUAAUAUGUUUUGUUUAAUCAACUAUCCCUAUAUAUUAAUGUAAUAAUAAUAGAAAUAAACAUAAUUUCGUUCUAUAGUUAUAUGUCAAAUGAAUAUCAAAAAUCAAAAUUUGUAAUCAAGAAUUUACGCAGCCACUCCUGCAUUCGUGGCGAAAAUGUUACAGCAAUGUAUACCUAUAUUAAUAUGCCUAUGAUAGCUUUUGAUUCGAAGCAGCAGUCAAAUCGAUUCAAUUCUCGAAAUAUUUUCUCUAAAAUACCACCAAUACAUGAUAGCUGAUAUUAUAGAUAUCGAUUUCUGUACAGAAAAUUGAAAUUCACGUAAAACUUUAAUGAAUAAUUAAAAAGCCCGCUAUAAAAAUUUCAAAUUCUCUUCGCCUAUCUCAUUCAAAUACCAUUAAAUACCUAAAAAAUAACGUGUUUAACAUUCCCAGUAAUAUGAAAAAGAGGUAAAAAAAAAUUAAAUAACAAUUAAAGAUGUUCAUAAUAAUAAUAUUAGCAAAAGAAUCCAGUUCGGAUAAUUAGAUGUGUUUGCGGAACGUUGUGAAAAUCCAGCGAAUAAAAACCCCAUACGUCAAACAGGGAUGAUUCUUGAAACAUUUUUUGUGAGGAUAAAAUAUGACCAAAUAUUGAAAACGAAAUUUACAAAAUAUGAAAAAGAAAAGACGAGAUUGAAGAAAUUGUAUUUUUUAAAUAAUUGACGCCUUGGUAGGAAAAAGAAUACCCAUGUAUUCGUCAGAAUUGAAUUGAAAAAAAAAAAAUUAUGAAUAAAAUUUUUCUCAUGUCUAAGAUUAAUCAAUAUAAUGUCUCACAAAAAUUAGUUAAAUUAAAGGAAAGAAAAAACGGAAAAAAAAGAAAUGAAAAAAACUGAAUAACGAAAAACGAAAUAAAAAUUAAAUUCUAAUAAAUAUUCCUGUUAGAAUUAUUUUUAUAUUAUUUGCCUAACAAAUAUAGUUGUAUUACGUAUCCGUAAUAGGCUUUGGCUGACUAUGCUUAUAUGACGUAUGGAUAAGAAACGAAAAAAUGUAUGUAUAUUGAAUAAAAAGAACACUAAACUAAUGGCAUAAGUUCGAAAUACUAUAUUAUACAUACAUAUAUAACUAAUAAUAAUCUCCGAAUAAUAAAGUUUUAUGUCGCCUAAUGUUCCACGAUUAUUGUAGGUAUGUAUAAGCAUAGUCGCUGUAUGAAAAAAAAUAGCGGAAAGAGAUAGAAAUGAUAAGAAAAUGGAAAAGAAAGGUAACAAAAAAAUUAAAAAAAAAAAAAAUAUUAAAUUAAAACGUGCGCACUUAGAAUUUAACGAUAUAACAAAUAUUAUGUAUUGUGAAAUGUGUUUGACCAAUAUUCGAUACAUUAUACUUAUUUUGGUUUUGGUUAUUAGAAACUUAUUAAAACAUGAAUGUAAAUAAAAUUUGUUAUUUAAGA